GUUCACCUUUCGGCUCAUUUGCAUCCUUGAUUCCAUAUCAAAUCCAAACUGACUGACAGACUGUGUGCCACCGAGGCGAUCGAGAGACGAGACGCUUGUUGUCCUGGCCUCUUCUCUGUGUUGCCCUGGUCCGUGUGCCUUUUUCUCCUGCUCUUCUGUCUUUCUUUCCAGCAUUGCCUCCACAUCAUCUGAGCAUUUCGCCUGCUGCAUUCCCCCUCCUGCGCUGACAGUUUCUGCAUUUGUGGCCUAUCCUCCCAAAAGGUAUGCUAUAAAUCCUAGGCCCUCUCCUCCUAGCCUGAUGACCCCUCGAUGCCCCUUCAUGGUCCUCACUGAGCAUUGAUCCUUUUCUUUCCUUGCAUGCCGCUAUCGAACAUCACCAGUCUACGCAUUGGGCCCCUUGACUCAUCAUCUGUCUCUUACAGUGUCAGCCUCUGUUCCAUUCUUGACGAGUUACCGAUGCAUCAAAUGUAUGUGUUAUAGGAAGAGCUUGGAAAGUGAAGUACAUUCAAAAUGACCGAGAACCGUUACCGUCCUUCCUCACCUUCUCGGCGCUACGCCAAUCCUCGAGCAUCAACAGGCAUGGUCUAUUCCUCCUCCUUCGAUACCCGAUUUUCCUCCCAGCCACGAACGAUGGUCGGCGAUCCCUAUCCAAGUGCACGUCACGGAAGCUAUAGCACACAGGGCGUUACAAACAGAACAUAUCUCGACGACAAUCACCCUGGAAGAGGUCCAGUGGUUCGCACAGAGUACGCUGUCCGUCCAAGGAAUAACUCGACCAUUGGCUCGGAAUCUCGAAGGCCUGUCAGUACGUAUGUUGCCAGGCCUGCGUCACCACCUCGAGUGCGACCGGUCAUCAGCACUUCCCGCGACGAUCCGCGAAGCCCUGUCCUGCCUCCUGCGAGGGAGGAGCGCUAUCUCAUGCCGGCAGCCUCAAACACAGGCCGCCAUCACCAUCGGCAUUCUAGCGCCACACGGGCAGAGCAGGAUCGACUCGGCUACCCCAGAGUCAGCAGACAGCCCGAGUAUCACCGCCGUGGUGGUUACAAUGCAUACCCUUCUUAUUCAAGGGAUGCACCAUUGCAAGAACAUGGAUUUUCCUACACCACACCCAAGGAGCAAUUUCUGCAAGAAUCCUCGCGACCGCCCCAACGCCGGGAGAGCUUUGGCAGACGGGAGCGUCCGAUCAGUACAAUCGGCCUGCCAGAGUACAGACAAUCGGUGAGACGAGACCCUGGCCCGCCACCUGCCUCCUCUCGUGCUCUGGACAGAAUAGACAGAACCGACAGCGGCAGACAUUCGGGCAUACGCCUCAGCGAGCCAGACGAUCGCAUUGGGGAUGCCCCUCGCCGUCACGCUUCCACUCGUGCCCCAGUUCUCCAUCAUUAUCGUGAUGACGGCUACACAUCUGCAAGAGAAGAGCGUGAAUCUCGGCUACCGCCGAAGUCGAGGCCAGAGCGAUAUGAGGAGGAUGACAGAGCCCCCAAAAGUAAGCAUCGCGAAGAGCGAGACAGAGAAAUCCCUCGGGAUCUCGAUCGCCGAGAUCGGGAUCGUGACCGUGACAGGGAUAGGGAAAGAGACCGAGAACGUGAGAAAGAGAGGGAGCGCGAGAGAGCUCGUGAAGUCGAGAAAGCUGGUAGGGGGACCGAUGAUCGCCGCCAACAGAGGAGCCGCGAUCCAAGCCCGGAACAGCAAUCGGGCGUGCGCAAGCAUUUGUCCACUGUCGCUGCGGCAGCUGUUGGGGCCGGUGUUGCCGGUGUUGCCGCCAAAACAUCUCGGAAUCCCAAUGACGAUACUGACAGUGACGACCACAAGGAGAAGAGGCAUCGCAGAAGGCGACAUCAUCGUAGCGGAGAUGAUCCCAGUCCCGACCAACUCGCUGACCGUGUCGAGCGAGAUCUCAAAGUGUCUGAGCCUGACCGGCGUGAACGUCGUAGGGACGAGGCAAAACCCGAAGAUGCUGUGGCCGAGAGCCGAGAGGAUAGGCGUGAACGACGAAGACAUCAUCGUCACCGACACAGAGAGAAAUCUGCACAGGAAGACGAAUCUGAUACUACAGAAGACUCUGUCGGGCCAGAACACCGCCAACAACGGUCUGACAGGGACAGGGAAGGGGAACUGCGGGAGCCUCCUAGGCCUCGCGAAAGAGCAGCAUCUCGCGAUGGCGACCGAGAUGCUCAAGGCCUGCAGCAGCGCACAAUCUCACCCGGAGAGGAAGAAGAUGAGCGACCGCGGAGAGUCCAGCUUGUCGAGCCAGUGGAGAAGAAGGAUGAGGCCAAACCCAAGGGCAUUCUGAAGCCUCCGAGGGCGGUUCCUUUCCCUGAAGAUCCCCAUCCAGAGCGCGAAGGCGUUGCACCUCUCAAGGACGCGAAGAAGGAUGGGAUACCCCCUAACGCGCGAUGGACUAAGAUCAGCCGGGCUUUGGUAAAUCCGGAAGCACUGGAGAAGGAGCACGAAAGAUUCGAGGAGCGAGAUGAUUAUGUCAUUGUUCUUCGCGUGGUCACCAAGGAAGAAAUCAUGAAGUUUGCCGAGAAGACCAAAGAAAUUAGAGAAUCCCGAGAGCGACAAUGGCAAGCUGAGUUGGAAGAACGGCGACGGCGGAAGAAAGAUAGAGGCUACGACAGCAGCGAUGACUACGCUACGGAUGAUGAUAAGAGGCCGGCUCUGGCCAUUGAGCAAGGCCAGCCCGUUCAAGGGCUUCAGGGAGAUCCUAGGGUCUACCUCCAGCAGCAGCAAAACCAGCAUUGGGCCGAGCAGCCGCCUGUCCAUCCCGGUGCCCCUGGUCUGAUGCCUCCUCAACAAGCGCAUAUGCAGCCAGCGCAACCGCCUCAGGGGAUACCUGUCCCAGACAUCAGAGUCGAACCUAACGCUGGCAAUUACGCGACUAAUGUAUAACAACGCGGACACGAAGUUUCAUGAUGAAGCAUGAACGACAAGUGACUGCUGGUCUGGAUUUGAGAAGCAAGUUAGCAAUAUUUUGAUUUCUGAUUGAGCAGCCAGCAUGUUAGUCAGCCAAGAGGAGGACAAGCUCUUGACGAGACAGUAUACCAGGUAGUUAGAUAGAGGCCAUCUGUAGCAUAUCAAAGAAGUGACGCCACA
Exophiala xenobiotica is the source of this 3096-nucleotide messenger RNA. RefSeq lists its product as uncharacterized. The record is from RefSeq and is a predicted model, not a curated record. Bases 511 to 2892 code for a protein of 793 amino acids. The transcript has 2 exons. NCBI's taxonomy places the organism in Eukaryota, Fungi, Ascomycota, Eurotiomycetes, Chaetothyriales, Herpotrichiellaceae.